Molecule: messenger RNA, 168 nt
Organism: Plasmopara halstedii
Lineage: Eukaryota; Oomycota; Peronosporomycetes; Peronosporales; Peronosporaceae
Exons: 2
Coding region: 1-168 (55 amino acids)
Source: RefSeq, a predicted model, not a curated record
AUGGAUGUUGUGGGCCUGCUCACGACGGCUCUGGUGGCUUCAAAAACAUAUGCGCUGCAAGAAUGCUCGAUGUGCGGGUGUACGAAGUUGGUCGAGUAUGAUGCGCACAAGUUUCAAGAGCGCAGUCAAGACGCAACAAGACUGCGGGACAUGGAGCACAUUGUAUAA